CAAGCUCAAGUGUUCAUCCCAGUCCAGGAAACAUCAGAAACCUUGGCUUCGGACAGAACAGAACCAUGCUGGUUCAAACUCUCAAAAAGUCGCUCGUGGUCGCCGCGCUGGGGCUGAGCGCCGUCCUCCCCACGGCGCUGGCGCAGCAGCAAUCGGCCAACGCCAACACGCUGGUGAGCCGGCGACUGACCGAGUACCUGCUGCCGGUGGCGACGGAGACGCACGAGUUCGCACGCGUGCCGAACACGAACUUCGUGCUGCUGUCGCAGAUGUCGGACAGCGCGCUGAUCAAGAUCGAGCUCGACCCAGCCACGGAGGCGCCGAUCGCGUGGCAGUCGUUUCCGAUGGGGCGCAACAGCAGCUCGCAGCUGCACGGCGUGUGGCCGUCGACGCUGUACCCGGGGCUGAUGUGGCUGACGCUGCAGGCGGAGAACAAGCUGCUGCUGGUGGACCCCGGCCGCACGCUGGCGAGCAAGCCGGUGGUGGUGCGCACCAUCAACAUCCCCGUCCCCGGCAAUGGCCCGCACUGCGUCUUCGAGAUCGGGAACCGCGUGUGGGCCGGUCUGAAGGUCGCCUCGCCGCAGACGGGCCAGUACUACGUCUUCUCGGCCGAUGUCUCGCACUUGAACGCCACCAUCCCCCGGGCUGGCUCCAACACGACCGUCGCCACCGUCCGGGAUUCGACGCUGUACCCCUGCCUCAACAGCCCCGUCUUCAUCAAGGAGGAGCCCACCACCGGCCUGAUCUACGUGACCCAGGACACCGACUCGUCCAUCAUGCGCAUCAACGUCACCAGCGGCGAGACGGCGCAGCUGGCCAUCCCGCCCGCCGUCGGCAACAACGCCGUGGGGAUGGUCACCGUCGCCACGGGCCCGUUGCGCGGCGUGUGGUUCACGCUGGCCGGCAACGCCACCGGCGGCACGGGCACCUUCGGGCAUAUCGGCGCUGACGGCGCGAUGGCGUUCUUCAAGCUGCAGCACCCCUUGCUCGGCACCAACGCGGGCCUGCUGCACAUCGCGGAUGCGUCGUCGUCGUCGUCGUCGUCGUCGACCGAGGCCGGCGGCGGGCCCGCCCUGUGGCUGCUGUCCACCUCCCUGCUGAGCAGCAACUCACCGGACGCGCUGAUCCGCGUGACCUUCGACGCCAACAUCACCGCCGUCGCCGACGAGGAGUACAUCUCCAUGCUCACCCAGAACGCCAUGGUCCACCGCGUGCUGCCCCUCGACACCACCGUCCUGGUCUCCGAGCUCCACACCUUCACCCUCGCCCAGCUCGCUUACGUCCAUACCGUCGCCGGCCAGUGGCUGCCCGCUGAGGCGGUUACCAACACCACCGUCUACACCCAGGCCGGUUAAUUAGAGAGAGGGGGGGGAGGGAGGGUUGGUUUCCUCUCCUCCUGAACUACCGGAUGCAAUCGGUGGACAUGCCUGCUCUCCGGGCAUAAUAUAUAUACACUCUUGGUUUAUAAUUCUAAUCGAAUAUGAUACAUACAUUAAUUGGACCACAAUCACUCUGCGCAUUGGAUGAUAGGCAAGCGAUGAGGAAACUGGCUGCUGAAACACGCACCUUGAAAAUUUUCCUGGUAGGAUGCGCUGAAUACUAUUGUAGGGGUUUCGCCUGGGC
This is a messenger RNA of Aspergillus uvarum CBS 121591, 1623 nucleotides long. RefSeq lists its product as uncharacterized. The record is from RefSeq and is a predicted model, not a curated record. NCBI's taxonomy places the organism in Eukaryota, Fungi, Ascomycota, Eurotiomycetes, Eurotiales, Aspergillaceae. The transcript has a single exon. The coding region runs from base 66 to 1355 and encodes 429 amino acids.